AGGUUGUAAAACAUAAACGAACGGAAAGAUAUAUAUUAUUUUAAAUGUUUUUACUUGUUUUUUUUUAAUGUAUAUACAAGAAAUAAAAGAUUGCUUUAUAAGUAAAUAACAAAAAAGAAAACAGUGAAAUUUGUGCAUGAAAAAAGGUAUUAAAUCAAAAAAAAAUAAUAAUUCUUAAGAAAAUAAAUGUUGCUUAAUGGCGGCGAAAGGUUGCACAAAAGCAAAAUUAGUCAAUUUUAUUAAUUAUUAACCGAGUUUGCUGCUGGUCAUACAAUAAUAACAACAACAAGUAUAGUAAUAAUCAUGACAACGAACCGAGUGUGAAAUAAACGAAGAAAACAAUAUUUGUCGGUUUUUUGUUGUUUUUUUUUCCUUCUACUUUUCAAGAUUAAAUUAACGGCUCAUGGAGUGAAUUGAGUGAAUGAUUCGUUUCAAGUGUGUCAGACAACUAACCAACUAACUAAAAAAUAAACAGCCAACUCCCAAUUAAAAACAAAAACAUAUUAAUGUACGCAAAAAUAUUUUAAUUAAAAAUUAUAAUAUUCUUUAACUUUGUUUUAUAAUUUUUAGCAUAAAUUUGUGAAGUAUUUUGUAAAGAUAAUGUGAAAUAUACAAAAAAAAAAAUAAUAAAAACAAUAAGUGUGAAUUCGUUAAUAAAUUUCUUCAUAAUAACACAAUAAACAUGCGUCAACAUCUUCUCAACAAUUGUUUCAAUACUAUUAUCUUUAAAACUUAAGUUAUAAAACAAUAUUAUUUACAUAUUUGUUUUUGUCUGUUAAGUAUUUGUUAGUGAUUGAUGGCAGAAAAAAAAUCAAAAAAUGAAAAUGUGAACAAAUGCUUGAAAAAUAUUUCUUAAAUUACUAAAUAAAAUCUUAAAUUACAAAAUUAAUAAUUAAAGUGUUGAAAUUUUUUAAAAAGCAAUAAAUAGAGAAAAUUAUAUUAAAAAUACAAAUAAUUCUCAUUAUCAUUAUAAAAAAUGUUUGUGCUUGUUGAUCAUCACUAUUAUCAUUGUUAUUAUUAACAAAAAUCCCAAGAAGUGGACAAGACGUUGGCAGGCAGGCGGUGGCUGCAGGAGUUUUCGAAAUUUAAUACAGUCUUUUCAGUUUUUUUUUUGUUGUAUAAAACUUUGAAAUUAAUAAAUAAACUUGCAUCAACAUGACGGUGUGGAGUGAUUGUAGUCCCAAACAAGUCUUUGGAAUUGCAAAAUGUAAUUUCGAUCAAGACGAUAAACCUCAUCGCCUGAAUUUGGAUGUUGGUGAUUCAGUGGUCAUAUUAAAAGAAACCACACACUGGUAUUAUGGUUAUAAACAAAGACAUAAAGAACAACGUGGCAUAUUUCCCAAAACAUACAUUCAUUUGUGCGAUUAUAAAAUCAUCAAUGAUGAAUAUUGUAUACAACGCACUGAAAUUGUAGAGGAAAUAACAAAAGUUUUACUAGAAUGGGGCAGUAUAUUGAAACAAUAUUUUCUGGACAAUCAUCCCGAUUUCCAUACAAUACGCGCAAAAAUGAAUAGUUUAAAUAACAAUCGUGCUUUGUUAAUAUCGGGCAACUUGCCCGUUGAUGAAAUGCGUACCGUCAAAUUGAUGGCCACCUCACAAAUAGACACCGGCAACAACCUGUUGGGCUUGGAUAUGGUGGUGCGCGAUGAAAGUGGUGAUAUAUUGGCUACGAAUACGAUAUGCACCACAGAAUUGUAUGAACAUCAUAUGAAUGCGGUUAGCCGCAUCAUAAAAGCUAGUCGCCCUCAAACACAACAUUUAGGUCCUAAACCCUAUAAGAAUUUCUCCCAUAAUAUACUAUUGCAUGUCAAUGCAUUUGUAUGCAAAUUCCAGGAAGAUUCCGACUUAAUAUUUACUUUAUUUGAUGGUGAAUCGCAUCGUCCCAUUAGCGAGAAUUAUGUAGUCAAAUGGUCGCGCACUGGCAUUGCCAGGGACAUUGACCAAUUCGAUAAUAAUCGUGUACUCUUCACCGAUCUCAGUAAGAAUGAUGUUAGUAUACCGAAAAUGUAUUUGGUUUGCUAUGCCGUGCGCAUCGGUUCGAUGGAAAUGAAGGAGAACGAUUCGAAACGUACCAGCAUUACAAAUACCAUGUUGACGGCAGCCAGCAAAAAACACUCACAGCUGUCGAUAAGUUCUAGUGGCUCGUUUAGUGGCUCCGAGUACAUAAUGAGAAGACCGUUUGGCGUGGCUUACAAGGAUCUUACUCCCAUCAUUAACAAACCAGAAGAUUUCAAAGGUAACUUGGAUAUGCCCUUUAUACUGUGCGAAAAGGAUAGUUUAGAUGGUACAUUAAGAAAGUUAAUAGCCAACAAGGAUAUAGGAAAAAUAGAUUCCCGCAUGUGUGUUACGGUAGAAGUGUUGCAGGGUGACAUUAAACAGAUCAAAGAAGAAUUUCCCCGUCUUUUGCAUACAAAUGUACCCAUAGCUCGUAAAAUGGGUUUUCCGGAAGUCAUAUUGCCCGGAGAUGUGCGUAAUGAUUUGUAUUUAACCCUAUGCUCUGGGGAAUUUGCACGCAUAGCUAAGACUUCGGAAAAGAAUGUUGAAGUCACAAUAACGGUUUGCAAUGAACAGGGUCAAAUGGUACCAGGGGUAAUGAGUAUUGGCUCUGGUCUGUCGCCUAUCGAUGAAUACAAGUCUGUGGUUUAUUAUCACGACGACAAACCCAAAUGGCUGGAAACGUUCAAGAUACAUGUCCCCAUAGAUGAAUUUAAACAGUGUCAUUUAAAAUUCCUAUUUAAACAUCGCAGUUCUAAUGAACAAAAAGAUAAAUCAGAAAAGCCUUUUGGUCUGGCCUACAUAAAGUUGAUGCAAGAUAAUGGCACCACUAUCACGCAAGGACAACAUAAUUUGGCUGUAUACAAAAUUGAUCAUAAAAAACUGGAUAAAACAAAUUCCAACAAUUUACACAUGGAAUUACCUUCAACUAUUAGUGAACUGCAAGGCACCAAACCCUCAGUAACCGGCCUGUCGUUACUGCCCAAAGAUCAAUUGGUUAUAGGUGUUAAUCUUUGCAGUACAAAGCUCACCCAAAGUGUUAUACUUUUGGGUCUAUUAAAUUGGUCAGCCCACAAAGAAUGUUUGGAGGAUUCAUUAAAUGCUUUGUCUAAUGUACCUGGCGAAGAGGUUGUGAAGUUUUUACAAGACAUCUUGGAUGCAUUAUUUAAUAUUUUAGUGGAAAAUGAUGAUCCAGCGAAGUAUGAUCAAUUGGUUUUCAUGAGUAUUAUACACCUCAUAGAAACUGUAUCGGACUUGAAGUAUCAACAUUUUCUAACAGUUUUGGAUGUCUAUAUAAAUGAAAGUUUCUCUGCUACACUGGCUUAUGCCAAACUUAUUGAUGUCUUACAAAGGAAUAUUAAAGAAGCUAUUGAACCCAAAGAAAAGUCUGCAGAUGGCAUAGAAAUUGAUGAACGUAUUGAAGUUAAACGUCUUUAUAAGACCACCAGAUACUUACACUAUGUUAUGAAAUUUAUCAUAAGAUCACGCAUCCUGUUCUCAGCCAUAAAUGAUAAUUCAGAUUAUGAUGAUUUUGCCAAUAAAUUGCAUGAACUUUUGGAAAUGUUUAUCAAGAUGAUAGCUUGUCCCACGGAUCUUUUGAAAUCAGAAGGAGCUUUAUUAAAAAAUCUACACAUUAUAGCCACUGAUUUAAUGCAAGUGUUUGAUCCAGUGCGCUUAAGCAUUGUUAUUGUGAAUAUAUUAAAACAAUUUCCUCCCCGCCGUUUAACCCAAUCGAAAAUGGGUUGCAUUAAGGAUUUUGUGGAUGCGAAAUUGUUCUAUUUACCCGAAUGUCGUGCUAUUUUACUGCCAGUCUUUUGCAAUCACAUUAAGGAUCGUCUGGAAAGUAAGGAGGAGGGAGAUACCAAAUCUGAUAUAAGGCAACAAGAAAAAAAUCUUUCGAAAGCAGCUAAAGUUCUUGGACAAUUAAAAUCUCAACUGCAUACACGUGAAACAACAGCCAAACAAAAGGUCACAGAAUGUAUAAAUAUUAUGAACAACAUCCUUAAACUUCUCUACCGUCAAGACAUCGGUCAGACGCACAACGAUGUACGCGACAUAAUGCUCAUACUAUUGCGCACCGUCAUCAAAACGUCGCAGGCGCUCGAUCGCGAAAAUCAAUUGGUUGGAAAUUUAGUUGCCAUUAUGUUGGGCAUACUGCAACGUAUGGAUGCAUCGCAUUAUGAGACGUUCGUCAAACAUCUAAAUAAUCGCUUUGAAUUGCAAGAUUUUAUCAUUGAAAUACUUUUGGUGUUUGAAGAGUUGGUUUCGCCUCACCAGAAGACCGUAUUUCCACGCGAUUGGAUGGAUAUGAUCAUGCAUCAAAACACUGUCAUACUGGGCUCUCUGCAACAUUUGUCCGUGGUCAUUGUCGAUCAUUUCUUUGAUCCGUUCGAGAAACAAGUUUGGUCGAAUUUCUUCCAAUGUUCGAUUGCUUUUUUGAUUCAGUCACCACUGCAGCUAAAUGACUUUAAUGACAAUAAGCGCCAGGUGAUAUUUGCCCGCUAUCGUGAUAUACGCAAAGAUACGGCCCAAGAGAUACGUAAAAUGUGGUUCCAAUUGGGUGAACACAAGCCGAAAUUUGUGCCUCAAUUGGUAGAGCCAAUAUUGGAAAUGAGCAUGAUACCCGAAGUGGAAUUGAGGAAAGCCACAAUACCCAUCUUCUUUGAUAUGAUGCAAUGUGAAUACUAUAGUUCUAAGCUAAUACACGACAGCUAUGGUGAUACCAAACGCAAUAAUGCCCACUAUAAGGCCAACUUUAAUGAUUUUGAAACUGAAAUGAUUGAGAAACUUGACAUUUUGAUAGGAGCCGGCAAGGGAGAUGUCGAAUAUAAAGAGUUAUUUGCCGAAAUACUGUUAGAGAAAUGCAAUGCUCAUAAUAUUUUAAACAUCGAGGGUACCAAGUUUGUCAACAUGGUUACCAAACUGAUGGAUCGUCUGCUAGAGUACCGUUGUAUCAUACAGGAUGAAAGUAAGGAAAAUCGUAUGGCAUGCACUUUCUCACUGUUGCAAUUCUAUUCUUUGGUAAAUCGCAAAGAAAUGUACAUACGCUAUGUGUAUAAAUUGUGUGAUUUGCACAUGGAAUUUGUAAAUUACACUGAAGCUGCUUUUACUUUGAAAUUGCACACCGAACUGUUGUAUUGGAAUGAUACUGAACUUUCACCCCUGCUCAGAUCCCAUCGUCACAUACAAUGUCGCACUCAUCGAGAGUUAAAGGAGGCCCUAUACUUUGAGGUCAUCGAUUACUUUGACAAGGGCAAAAUGUGGGAGUGUGCCAUUGAUAUGUGCAAGGUUCUAGUGCAGCAAUAUGAAAAUGAAAUUUACGAUUACAUCAAAUUGGCCGAUUUGCUCAAGAAAAUGGCUUUGUUCUUUGAGAAAAUAUUGAAGGAACUAAGACACACCUCGGAGUAUUUCCGUGUGUGCUUCUAUGGUUUGGGUUUCCCUAGAUUUCUACAAAACAAGGCCUAUAUAUAUCGUGGCAAGGAAUAUGAAAGAUUGAGUGAUUUCAGUACGCGCAUAUUGGUGCAACAUCCUCAGGCCGAACUAAUGCAUACUCUGGAAAUUCCCGGAGAAGAUUUGAGACAAGGCGAUGGUCAAUAUAUACAAAUUAACAAAGUUGAGCCCAUAAUGGAUGAGUCGUGUUCCAAGUUUAAUGACAAAAUCAUCUCAAAUGAAAUAAUUAAAUAUUUCACCAACAACAAUGUACAAAAGUUCAAAUACUCACGACCGUAUCGCGAGAGUGGCAGUGGUGAUGCGGACGGCGUAAGAAAUCUGUGGUUGGAGCGUACCGUAUUGACGACACAGUUUCCAUUGCCGGGCAUACUUAGAUGGUUCCCAGUGGUUGAAUCCAAAACGUUUAAGAUCACUCCCAUUGAAUUGGCGGUUGAGACGAUGAAAUCUACUAAUAAAGAUAUCAGGGAUUUAAUUAUUGCCCAUAAGAAUGAUGAAAAUGUGCCCAUCAAUCAGUUGAGUAUGAAAAUCAAUGGUAUUGUGGAUCCGGCUGUCAUGGGCGGUUUCAGUAAAUACGAAGACGCCUUCCUCACCAGCGAUUAUCUGGAAGAACAUCCCCAUCAUAAAGAGUUGGUGGAUGAAUUAAAGGAUUUAAUAGCUUCACAAAUACCUUUAUUGGAAAUUGCCAUUUCUUUGCAUAAGCAAAAGGCCCCCGAGAGUUUGAAACUUUUCCAUGAACGCAUGGAAAGUUGUUUCGCCGACAUGCAAGCUAAUGUUGAAGCCAAAUAUGGAAAGAAAUCUUGCGAUUUAAAGAUUGACCGUGAUUCAGUUAUAAUGCGUCGCAACAAUUCAUUUUUACCCAACAUGUUUGACAACAACAAUCGCUUGUCCGAAACCAGCAUGGGCUCAUCAGAUAGUGGACUAUCAAAAUCAACCUCUUCCAUGAGACCACAAACGAAUUCGAUAAAAUCCACAUUUGGCUUUGCAUUUAAUCCAAGACCUUUAGGACAUUCGCCCAGCACGAAGAGUAAAACCAAGGAUAAAACUCCCUCAAAAAGAAGAUCAAUUAAAAAGUUGGAUCGCGAAACACUAAGUUUACCAGUUGCUAAUAGUCAGUGGUAUACAACGCCAUUGAGUACAAUUACAUCUACGCCUGAAAGAGAUUCUAAUACAACUAUAAUAAGUGCUUCCAAUACAUCAUUGUCAUCUGUUAAAACACCUGAUCCAAAAGUGCUCACCGAAGAGCUAACACCCAAACGACCAUUACGAUCGGAAAAGGAAAAGGAGAGACGUUUAUCACGGCCAGCUAGCAUAGCAACACCCACAGCCAGUAUGAAGGGUUUCUCUGCGGCCGAUUCACAAUCACUAUCGGGCGCUGAAAGUAGCAAUCGCAAUUCUGUCGAUACCACCGACUCGACAUCGGAAGAAGACCUCAUACCACCACCGCUACCAGCCAAAACACGAGACUCGACCGAUUUCUCAAGUCUCAAUUAUAGUUUGGAUUGGAAUAACAGUUCAUUUUCGUUGAGCAAUGCAAUGAGUCCAACUGGCACGAUUACCAGAACAACCUCAUGUUCCACUACCACCAGUAUUGUCAACACAUCAUAUGAAUAUGUUGAAGCUAAAAAUUUCAUUAUCACAUCGACUGCUUUAGAUGACAAAAAAAGGCCGCCAACGCCACCACCAAAGCCAUCAAGGAAUAGCAAACACAUUCCAUAGUUUUUCAGGUUUCAAAAUGGAAAAUAAUCGAGUUAAUAUAAAAACAAAGUGACCAAAGUUAAGCCAUAAUACUAAAUAAAUUAACAAAAAAAAAAACAUUAAAAGAAAUAAAUAAAGUAAACAAGUGCCAAAAAAACAUUAAAACUAAAAAAAACGAAACAAAACAAAAACAAUUUGUCGAACGCUCACUCUUUAAUUAAAAUAACAAAAAGAAAAACUAUUUUUUAAAAUUAAAUGAUAUUAAAAUUUUAUAAAAAAAAAGAAAAUCAAAAUUAUUACAUUUUACAUUCAUAAUUUCUAUUAAAUGUCUUCCUUUAUUUUAAUUAUAUUUACUUAUACAUUAUUUUAUAUUGUGUCAUUUUCCAACAAAUAAAACUUUAAUUUAAUUAAGUUAAUAUUUAAAAUGAAAAUAUUUCCAAAAACUAACAAAAACAAACAAAUCGUACUGAAAAGAAAACUCAGUAUUCGUUUAACAUUAAUUAUGCACAAAUAUUGAAUAAAUAUUGCUGUUUAACUAAUUUUAAGUAAGUGCCACAACAAAUUAAGUUUUACAUUAAAAGAAAAACAAACUUAUUAUAAUCAUUUUCUAAUCUUUUUAAAUAACACAAACACAAACAAAAUCUAAUGCAAAAUUAUGUCAAUUAUUUUAACAAAACUAUUUAAAGUAACAUUAAAAUAAUUCUAACAUUUCUUUACAUAAAUUGAUAUUGUUUACUUUUAUUUAUUUAUUCGUAAAGUAACACACUUCAUUGGCAAUAAUAAAUUUUAUCGAAAUUUAUAUUUAUAAUUUAAUACUUAUGCAAUUCUUUGUCAUCCUUAAACUUUUAAUACACAUUUUUAUGCUGCAAUAUCUUCUUAUAUUCAAUUUUGUUUAACGUUUAUAAGUGUCUUAUUCUUAAUUUAAAGUUUAUUCGUAUUGUAUGUAUUUGUUUAUUUUAUUAUUAUUGGUUUAGUUUUAUGAUUUUGGAUCUUUAUUUAAUAAAUGGCCAAAGAUUUUAUAAGUGUAUACAAGAAUUUUUUAUUAAGAAGCAGUUUUUAGAAUAAAUUUAAUGUUUAUAUUAUAUACAUACAAAAAAUAUACAUAACUACUUAUAUAAUUACUAUAUAAAACAUAAUAAAA
Molecule: messenger RNA, 8281 nt
Organism: Calliphora vicina (urban bluebottle blowfly)
Lineage: Eukaryota; Metazoa; Arthropoda; Insecta; Diptera; Calliphoridae
Gene: mbc
Product: myoblast city
Exons: 19
Coding region: 1156-7161 (2001 amino acids)
Biological process (GO): small GTPase-mediated signal transduction; myoblast fusion; cell migration
Cellular component (GO): cytoplasm; plasma membrane
Molecular function (GO): guanyl-nucleotide exchange factor activity; small GTPase binding
Source: RefSeq, a predicted model, not a curated record